GGAGCCUGCCUAGCUUCGGCCAUGGACACGUUGCCCAUGGCGCAGCUACCGUAUCCAGAUCGUUUCCACGCUGCAGCGGAGUUCGCAGGAUUUUCUUCUUCCUCUUCACCGUCGUCUCCCUCUUCCACUUCCAGCCGCUCGCUCAUGAUGCAUUGUUUUCAUGUUCGCCGGCGUUUCGUAGCUGUGAAUUGUGCUUGAGUACACUUGGUUGCGGUGUUGAAGGGGUGUUAAGUUACGGACUUAAGAUUGGGAUUCCUGGGCUUCGUUGGCAGAUCCGUACUUUAAAUUGCUGAUGGACGAGCCGUUCAGAUUCAUAUCUGGACAGAAUUUCCACGCAGCGUUUAUCAGAGGUUUUACCAGAUGAAACUCGGCUUAUCCUAUUUGCGCUCUACAAGCAGGCAACUUUGGGGCCUUGUACAGUAAAAAAGCCUUGGGGUUGGAAUGUGGUUGAACAUGUAAAAUGGACAAGUUGGAAUCAUUUGGGGAAUAUGAACUCCUUGGAAGCUAUGAGACUUUUCGUUCGGACUGUGGAAGGUAUAGACCCUAACUGGUAUGCGAAAGAGCGAACUCUUAAUUUACGGGCUCUAGAAGACUCAGCGGCCGUUGAGUCUGCUUCUAAGGAACUUACCAAGCUGCUGUUGGAGAAAAACGUGCCUACCCUGUCCAAGGCGUCGGAUUCAGUUGUUAGUAAAGAAAAGCAUGUACAAGAUGAAGUUAUGCCAUUGCUCGAAGAAAACAACGAGCUAAAUGAAAGCGAGAUACCCAAAUUGCCUGAGAUGGAUGAGCCAGUUGCCGAAGGUAUCGAUGCAAUCACAUCCUACCGAGAAUGGGUCCCAGUAAAUGUUACGGGUCGUAAGCCACUUGCACGAUAUCAACAUUCAGCGGCGGUAGUGGAAGGUAAGCUUUAUGUAAUCGGGGGGAAUCACAAUGGCCGCUACUUGAACGACGUACAGGUGCUUGAUCUGAAAACAUUGACUUGGUCAAAGGUGGACACCAGAGUUCCACAGUCUCCUUUCUCCUCGAAGCAGGAUCCUCUUCAGCCCUGGCUUCCUCAAUGUGCUGGACACAGACUCAUAAGGUGGAAAGAGCUGCUCCUUGUAGUUGGAGGCCACGCUAAACCUGCCGCCGAGACUGUUACUGUUCAUUCUUUUGACAUCCACUCCUUAUCCUGGACGAAGUUGAGCGUUUAUGGUCAAGCACCUGUUUCUCGCGGAGGACAUUCGGUGACUCUAAUUGGAACACAGUUGUACAUGUUUGGAGGGGAAGAUCUGAAACGGCGAUUAUUCAAUGAUCUUAAUAUUCUAGAUUUGGAAACAAUGACUUGGAAGUCGGUAAUUGCAUCUGGAGCCUGUCCAUCUCCACGGGCUGAUCAUGUGGCAACGGCGUAUAGAGAUUCGUGUAUCUUUGUAUUUGGAGGUGGCUCGCAUUCUGAUUGUUACAAUGAUCUGCAUGCACUUGACCUUGAGACCAUGGAGUGGGCACUGGUGCCUACGAAAGGAAUAGUACCAAGACCAAGGGCAGGACACGCUGGUGCAACUCAUGGGGAUAAUUGGUAUGUCGUUGGAGGUGGGGAUAAUACAGGUGCUAUUUCUGAGACCUUGGUCCUAAAUAUGGCGACUCUGUCGUGGUCCGUUGAGGAUGUUGUUCAGGUUACCAGUGCCACAGCCAGCGAGGGCCUGAGUGUUGAAGUCGCGGAAAACGCUUUAUUGGCAUUUGGUGGAUAUAAUGGCUAUUUCAGUAAUGAGGUACACGCUUAUAUUCUGGGACCAGCACUGUUACCAGAAAUAGUAAACCAGGUGCCUCCAGUGGAGGCGACCGAGCAAAAUACCACGUCACUCAAUGAGGAAGGCUCAUCAUCUGAUUCUGAGGAGAUUAUUGAGUCAAGUGCCCUGGACGAAGAAUCAGAUGCGAAAGUUGUCUCGAAAGAAGAUUCACCAUCCACGUCUAGAAGAGAAGCUCCCCCAAAUGAUGAAAUUGAACAGCGUUUUCGAAAUGAUGAACUCGAGCAGUUGCGAAUGGCAGUUGGGGCUGCACAAGCUGAGGUGGAGAAGCUCAAAGUGGAAAACGCUGCCGCCCUUUCUUCGUUGGCCGAUGUGGAGCAGGAGCUGCUGUUGGUUCGUAGUCAGCUGCAAGGCGAGCAAUCCAGGUCCUUCCGUCUUGAAGUUGAGAUUGCAGAGUUGAGACAGAAGUUGCUUUCUAUGGAGGCUUUACAGAAGGAGCUGGACCUGCUUCAUCGACAGAUGGCUGUUUCUGAAAGAGCAGCAAAUGAAGCAUCUCAAAAAGAUAGUAAGGUUGGUGUUUGGGGUUGGCUAGCAGGCGCCCCUCCUGCCUCUAGAUACGAUUAGUUUUAGUUUAAUGCGCCCUUGUUUUCAUUUACCAAUCUAUUUUCUACCUUACGCUACCAAUAGAUGGCUUAUUUAACUCGUGAUGCUUACAUUAGGUUCGGUAUAUAUUUAAUAAUCUGUAACGGGUUACGGGAUUGCUCCAUUUAUGGUGUUUUGAUUAGCAGCCAACAUCGGCGAAGGGACAGUGUCAUUUUUUGCUUAGUUUUGCAGGCUACCUUCUGAGUUUAGGGUAUGUUAGGUGUUCGUGAAAAUAGGAUUAUUGGUUACAUACUGUUGAUUAUAUACAGCUUUAGAGUUGGAGCUAGUUUAAGAUUUGGAUGUGGCUUGCCUUAUUGCCUACUGUGUCAGCUAGCUGCAGAUGUGAUGGGGGAGGCAAAUCGUUGACUGCUACAAUUAUGAAAGAGAAACAGCGGCUCCCCAUUUCUUUGAGGAGACACUGACUUCAGUUUACAUU
Physcomitrium patens is the source of this 2799-nucleotide messenger RNA. NCBI's taxonomy places the organism in Eukaryota, Viridiplantae, Streptophyta, Bryopsida, Funariales, Funariaceae. The record is from RefSeq and is a predicted model, not a curated record.